This is a messenger RNA of Cetraspora pellucida, 349 nucleotides long. Lineage: Eukaryota; Fungi; Glomeromycota; Glomeromycetes; Diversisporales; Gigasporaceae. The record is from the annotation of a GenBank genome assembly.
AAUGAGCAACAUGACUUUUUCAUUGAUGAAGAAAAAAAAAUUUAUGUGGUUAAAAAAGAUGAUGAUGAAGUUUUAGAUAUUUUUUCAAAAUAUGCAUUAAAAAAAUAUUUAGAAUCAAGUAAACAAAAAUAUAGAUUUAAUACUUGUUUUUGUUGUGGAAAAAUUGAACUUGUUUUUGUGAAAAAGACCAAGUUACUUAUCAAAGAAACUAUCAAUCAUUGUAAUGUUUAUAAUUCACCUUUCACUAAUCAAGUCAAAGAAGAUUUUAAGAUGAGAUUUUUUGAUUAUGAUCAUUUAUUAAAAUUUUUCAAUCAUUAUGAUAUUAGUCAUAAAUAUGAGAUUUAUCUUU